Phymastichus coffea is the source of this 478-nucleotide messenger RNA. Its product is annotated as histone H3. Bases 32 to 442 code for a protein of 136 amino acids. Gene Ontology annotation, cellular component: nucleosome. The record is from RefSeq and is a predicted model, not a curated record. The transcript has a single exon. Gene Ontology annotation, molecular function: structural constituent of chromatin; DNA binding; protein heterodimerization activity. NCBI's taxonomy places the organism in Eukaryota, Metazoa, Arthropoda, Insecta, Hymenoptera, Eulophidae.
UUCGAACAGAAGACAGCUCUACUGACUCGUCAUGGCUCGUACCAAGCAAACUGCCCGCAAAUCUACUGGAGGAAAGGCUCCAAGGAAGCAGCUCGCCACUAAGGCCGCUCGCAAGAGUGCGCCAGCAACUGGUGGAGUGAAAAAACCUCAUCGUUACAGGCCUGGAACUGUAGCUCUUCGUGAAAUCCGGCGUUACCAGAAGAGCACUGAACUUCUGAUUCGCAAACUGCCUUUCCAACGAUUAGUUCGUGAGAUCGCUCAGGAUUUCAAAACUGACCUUCGUUUCCAAAGUUCAGCUGUAAUGGCUCUUCAAGAAGCUAGCGAGGCUUAUCUCGUUGGUCUCUUCGAAGACACCAAUCUUUGUGCCAUCCACGCCAAACGCGUCACAAUCAUGCCUAAGGAUAUUCAGCUGGCAAGACGUAUUCGUGGCGAACGUGCUUAAAUAUCAACUUUGACUCAUAAUCGGCCCUUUUCAGGG